Molecule: messenger RNA, 6351 nt
Organism: Physcomitrium patens
Lineage: Eukaryota; Viridiplantae; Streptophyta; Bryopsida; Funariales; Funariaceae
Product: ABC transporter C family member 2
Biological process (GO): transmembrane transport
Cellular component (GO): membrane
Molecular function (GO): ATP hydrolysis activity; ABC-type transporter activity; ATP binding
Source: RefSeq, a predicted model, not a curated record
CCUCUUAUUGUUUAUGACUGUUCACGAAGUUGUGGUGUCGUGUUCGAAAAAGAUGCGAUGGAACAAUUUGAGCAGGUGUGUCGGAAAUUGCAGUGAAGUAAUGGUCCGUACAAUCAUCGAGGUUAUUUUUGCGGGGUGAGUGAAACGGAAACACAGGAUGCAGCUCGACAGUGUCCAGAUUAGCACACAGCCGCGGACACUCUGUAGUUUCGGUGGACGGUGAAUAAUUCUUAGGGCCGUUUUCGUCACAUUGGGACUUUCGCGGUCUCACAAUUGUGUUGUGACUGCACAAAGGACCACUAUCAAAGACUAGUUUAAAUAAUCAUAGGUACACACCAGUUUUUACACCCAAAAAUUUGAUUUCCAAAAUCGCUCAUUAAUCGUACUUAACUAAAAUCAUUAUGAUAGAAUGCAGCAACGAAUCUUAGAGGAUAAACAGCACAUGAAAUGCUAUGUGCUGAAAGCUAUUUCAUGGCUACGUUCUUCACGAUAGCAACCGAUUUGAACAUCAUGAGUUUUUCAACCUGAGGUGAAGAACAAACGACAUUAGGUUGAGGUUGGAAUUUCUUUUGCUCUUUCCAAAUUUGCACGUAAGUAUCAUCUAAGUGGAACCUCCAACUCUCGGGCUUACAUAGGCUUGAUCUUUUCCAUCUGAAGGUCGUCAUUCCAUCCGCCAAAUCGAUCGAUGCGACAACGAUUUCAUUGACAAUUUGGCAGCUCCUCAUCCACUGCUCACCGUGGUUGACAUCCAAGUCUGGAGGAAGUUUCCCUGUGAAUGAACAUCGAAUGGAACCACUAAAGAUUGAUGCCCGUUUUGUCUCACGAAGAAAGUGAUGCUUUGGUGGAAGCUGCGAGAAGCAUUGUUGUAAUAUGGAGCUUCGUUCCCCUGUGUGGGGUGCAGAUUCGCAUAAGUGAAUAGUGGUCACGUACUGAUCUAUAUUUGAGAGGUUCUGAAGUAGUUGUUGAGUAGGUAGUGGUAUGUACGCUGGUGGGGUUCUUUUUCAGUGAUUGGACUAUUCUUUUUUUGGUAGUUGUUGCAGCCGGCAGUGCCGAAGGAGUUUGAUCUGCGUAUUUUUACUGCACAUAGAGUUUUCCAAAUUGCAUUGGACGUGAACGUUGAGGAGCAAUUCAGUAAAGAUGAGGUGAUGAUUAAUACGGAAUAAGGCACUGCUGCCCUGUGCGCCCCCAGAAGUGCAACAAUGGAGGACGACUUGCUUACAUCCUUUUGCAGGCCUCUAGAAUCAGGAGUUUGGGCAAAAAAAUUGCCUAGUGGCUUCGGGGCUUUCACGCCUUGCCUUGUGGACAGUGCAAUCAUUAACCUGACUUGCAUUGUGCUACUCGUAUUUGCAAUUCAGCGCAUUCGGGCUCUAUUUUAUGGCGUCUCUUUGGAGCGAUUCAAAGUCAGCAACCCAUGGCGCCACGGCCCUGCAUUGCUGCUAGCUUUGUUCUGUGCUGUGGCUCCAUUAACACAAAUUGCGCUCGGAAUCUCGACUGUGAACCUAGAUGGGGAGAGUUCCAUGCCGCCUUUCGAGGUCACAACACUUUUAUUGAUCAGUCUAACAUGGAUCACUAUCUCGGUGAUGCUUGCGGUGGAGCUGAAAACUUACACCAAAACCCUUGUAUGGUAUGUGCGGUUCGCAAUGCUGUAUCUGGUAGUAGCUCAAUCAACGAUGCUGCAAUUUGUUUUUGCGUUGAAGAGUUUCUACUCCGAGGUUGCACUGCAGGUUGCUGUAAGUCAGUAUGCUGCGUCCGCCCUCUUAAGUGUCUACUACCUCUUGCAUUUUCCAAAUUUGGUGCCCCAGACGGAUUACUCUCCAAUUGGGUCUGAGGAUACUCAGACGGAUGGUGGUGUUUACGAACCUCUUGCUGGGGAUCGUGAGGUGUGUCCAGAGAGGAAGGCCAGCAUAUUCACGUUUCUUCUCUUUGGUUGGAUGUCGCCCCUUAUGAAGCUGGGUUACCAGAGGCCUCUUACUGAUAAGGACAUUUGGCUGCUCGAUAAUUGGGAUACCACUGAGCAGCUCUACGGUGCUUUUCAAAAAGCUUGGGAUGAAGAACGUUCUAAACCAAAUCCUUGGUUACUGAGGUCAUUGCAUAAGGCUUUGGGUGCGCGGUUCUGGUUGGGUGGAUUAUUUAAGAUAGGGAACGAUGCAGCUCAGUUCGUGGGUCCAAUCUUUCUGAGUUUACUAUUGGAAUCAAUGCAAAACCGAGAACCUGUAUGGCGCGGAUAUGUUUACUCAGCGUCGAUCUUCCUUGGCGUUAUACUGGGUGUGAUAUGUGAAGGGCAAUAUUUUCAAAAUGUGAUGAGAGUUGGCAUGCGUACAAGGUCUACAUUGGUUGCAGCUGUUUUUCGGAAGUCGUUAUGCUUGACACAAACUGGUAGAAAGGGCUUUACGGCAGGGAAAAUCACAAAUUUAAUGACAACAGAUGCAGAGGCUCUACAACAAAUUUGCCAGCAACUUCAUUCCCUUUGGUCUUCUCCAUUACGAAUCAUCAUUGCGAUCUCUCUUCUAUACAAACAGCUUGGAGUUGCAUCCAUUUUUGGCUCCCUCGUUCUCCUUGUCAUGAUCCCUCUCCAGACGUUUAUGGUAACCAAGAUGCGAAGCUUGUCAAAAGAAGGUUUACAACGGACCGACAAACGGAUUGGUCUUAUGAACGAAAUACUUUCAGCCAUGGAUAUUGUGAAAUGCUAUGCAUGGGAGAAUAGUUUCCGGUCGAAGGUGCUCCAAAUUCGGGAUGAUGAAAUCAGCUGGUUUAGAAAGGCCCAACUCCUGUCAGCUGUAAAUUCUUUCUGUUUGAAUAGUGUUCCUAUUCUUGUCACUGUUUUGGCGUUUGGGUUCUACACGUAUUUUGGUGGUGUUUUGACGCCUGCGAAAGCUUUCACUUCUUUAUCUCUUUUCGCAGUCUUGAGGUUCCCUCUUUUCAUGUUUCCGACCCUCAUUACUGCUGCUGUCAAUGCGAAUGUUUCUCUGAAGCGGCUACAAGAACUGCUUCUUGCCCAGGAGAGAGUGUUGGCUUUGAAUCCGCCACUCCAGACCGGUUUACCUGCAAUUUCCGUGAAAGAUGGGACGUUUGCAUGGGACGCUACCAAUGAGCAGUCAACUCUGUCGAAUAUUAACUUUGAGGUUGAAGUGGGGAGCUUAGUGGCUAUUGUGGGGAGCACUGGGGAAGGGAAAACAUCAUUACUGUCAGCUGUUUUAGGAGAGAUGGCCACAAGGUCUGGAAAUUGUAUUAUUCGCGGUAAAGUUGCGUAUGUGCCACAAGUGUCGUGGAUAUUUAAUGCAACCGUGAGGGAGAACAUCCUAUUUGGACUUCCUUUCGACGCUGACAGGUACAACCGGGCUAUACGUGUGGCUGGACUUCAACGCGAUCUUUCUUUACUUCCAGGGGGGGACCAAACAGAAAUUGGUGAAAGAGGGGUUAAUAUUAGUGGUGGGCAGAAACAACGAGUUUCUAUAGCGAGAGCAGUUUAUGCUGAUGCGGAUGUUUACCUUUUCGAUGAUCCAUUAAGCGCUUUGGAUGCCCAUGUUGCGAGACAAGUCUUUGAUACGUGUCUCAAGGAUGAACUUCGGAAUAAGACGCGAGUGCUGGUCACAAAUCAGCUUCAUUUCUUAUCAAGCGUUGAUAAAAUUGUAUUGAUCCAUCAAGGUGAAAUUAAGGAACAAGGAACUUAUGAGGAAUUGAUGGCUGAUGGUCCGCUUUUUCAGUGCUUGAUGGAGAAAGCAGGAAGCAUGGAAGACUCAGUCGAAGACGAAGAAGUCCAAGUGGAGAAUAGCGGAGAAAUGAAUGGGGAAUCGAAGGCGCAUGAAGGUCCAGCAUUAAAGCGCCGAUCAAGUUCAAAGAAAGACCCCAAAGAUGCUGCCAAGGAUAAACUAUCGAAGUCUACUCUCAUCAAAACUGAAGAACGUGAAACAGGAGUUAUUUCAUGGAAGGUCCUCGCUCGUUACAAUGCGGCCAUGGGGGGUGCAUGGGUGGUUGCUGUGCUCUUUAUUUGCUACAUAGCGACUGAAGCCUUUCGGCUUAGCACAAGUGCAUGGUUGUCUGUUUGGACAGAUGCUAUAGCGCCCAAAACUCAUGGACCUAUGUUUUAUCUGGAAGUUUACUCCGGUCUCUCCUUCGGUCAGGUGUGCAUCACUCUAGGAAAUUCUUUUUGGCUGGUGUUCUCAAGUCUCUCAGCCGCACAAUAUUUACACAAUGGGAUGAUGGGCUCCAUACUUAGGGCCCCGAUGUCUUUCUUCCACGCAAAUCCCGUAGGUCGAAUAAUUAAUAGAUUCUCUAAAGACACAGGAGAUAUUGAUCGGAACGUGGCUGUGUUCGCCAAUAUGUUCUUGACUUCCUGGUUCUCACUAAUCUCCACCUUUUUCCUUAUUGGAUACGUGAACACCAUCUCUCUGUGGGCAGUACUACCGUUGUUGCUGUCUUUCUACUCGGCAUAUCUUUACUUUCAAGCUACAGCACGCGAAGUAAAGCGUAUGGACUCGAUCACCCGGUCACCUGUGUAUGCCCAGUUUGGCGAGGCAUUAAAUGGCCUAUCGACAAUCAGGGCCUACAAAGCUUAUGAUCGUAUGGCAAGAAUGAAUGGCCAAGCUAUGGACACAAACGCUAGAUUUACAGUUGUCACCAUGAGCUCGAACAGGUGGCUUGGUGUAAGGCUGGAGUUUCUUGGGGGUCUUAUGAUAUGGUUGACAGGAUCCUUGGCAGUCUUUGGAAACGCGAGGGCAAGCGACCCUGCUGCAUUUGCUCCUCAAAUGGGUCUCCUCCUAUCUUACGCUUUGAAUAUCACCAAUCUGAUGACUGCAGUUCUGAGGUUAGCGAGCCUUGCUGAAAACAGCUUCAAUGCAGUAGAAAGAGUUGGAAACUAUAUUGACCUAGAGCAGGAAGCCCCGCUAGUGAUUGAAGACCACAGACCACCUCCUGGAUGGCCAUCUGCUGGGAAAGUUGAAUUCAAAAAUGUUGUCAUGAGGUAUCGCCCCAAUCUUCCGCCUGUUUUACAUGGUGUUUCAGUUGAGAUUCGCCCAAUGGAGAAAGUGGGUGUUGUUGGUCGAACUGGGGCUGGAAAAUCUAGCAUGUUUAACACACUAUUUCGUGUUGUCGAACCCGAGACCGGUAGUAUCCUGAUCGAUGGCAUUGACAUUCGCUCUUUGGGACUGGCCGAUUUGCGCAAGAACCUUGGGAUCAUCCCUCAAACUCCUGUUCUCUUCUCUGGCACAAUCCGCUUCAAUUUGGACCCUUUCAAUGAGCAUUCGGAUGCAGAUUUAUGGGAGUCUCUUGAGAGAGCUCAUUUGAAGGACGUUGUGCGAAGAAAUGCUCGUGGGCUAGAAGCUGAGGUCUCGGAAGGUGGUGAGAAUUUCAGUGUUGGACAAAGACAAUUGCUCAGUCUGGCCCGAGCACUUCUUCGCAGAUCAAAAAUACUGGUUCUUGAUGAAGCCACUGCCGCAGUUGAUGUUGGAACUGAUGCUCUUAUCCAGAAGACGAUUCGUGAGGAGUUCAAGUCUUGCACAAUGCUCAUCAUUGCUCAUCGAUUGAAUACAAUCAUUGACAGUGAUCGGAUUUUGGUCCUUGAUGCUGGGCGAGUGGUGGAGAUGGACACUCCUCAAAAUCUGAUAAUGAACGAAAGCAGCAUGUUCGCAGGUAUGGUGCGGAGCACUGGGCCCGCUAACGCAAGGUAUUUACAAAGAAUAGCAAUGGGAGAUGUUGAUCGAAUUGCAGAGAUUGAGAGGGAAGCAACGGCUCAAAAGGUGAAGUGGGAGGCAACCUCACGAUGGGCAAGAGCUGCUCAGUGGGCGCUAGCAAUGAGCCUCACAACCUCUCAGGACGACUUGGCCUCCGUUUGCGUAGAUGGCGAAGAAACAAUUUUAGAGGCUACACGGGACGCUACCAGAACAUUGCAUCAGGUUUUACUUGGUCAUCAUGAUACAAGCAUCAGGGAGACACUACUUCAGCGCCAAGCAACAGAAGAGAGUUGGUGGUCUGCCCUAACCCGUGUCCUUGAAGGCUUUGCUGUUAUGGGAAGAGAAGGUCGGAACCGUAUUUCACAUGAUCAGGAUCGUGAGCCCAUUGAUUGGAGCCAAGUUUCACUUAUUGGUAAUCAAGUCAUGUAGAAACGCGAAUGUUUAUCUAUCUAUAUUGCUGGAUUCAUAGAGCCGUUCUCACGUACACGGAGUUUCGUAGGGAUUUUCAAUUUUUUGACGAAAACUAGUAAUUGUUAAGCCUUUUUUAUUUACAAAUACUUAUCUUCCAUAUCAGUUACAUACUUUAGGUGUUACAAUGGUCCUUGCAGCUUUAUCACUCUGAAUUAUGUAAUGACAAUUGAAUGCAAGUCUUAAACACAAUUUCGUUAUCCUUCAACAUUAA